GGCAGUCAUUUUGAGUUCUGUUUCUUUUUAAGUUUUUAAUCUUUUUAAUUUAGGAGAAUGUCAGUAAAUCACAUACUCGUAUUACUUCUUUUUCCUCUGACCUUCAAAACAGGGUUCAGUGCUGAGAUCUCUGUGUUUGUUCAGACGGGAGAUUCUGUUCAGCUGGAUAUACAGACACAAGAACUACCAGAGUUUGAUGAUUUAUCCUGGAAAACAGAUAAAUCAGAGAGUAUAGUUAGAUAUACAAGUGAAACUAAAAGAGUAAGACUUCACUCUUCCUACAAGGACAGAGUAGAUUUCAAUGAUAAAACCUUCUCUCUGACACUGAAGAACAUGCAGAAGACAGACAGUGGACUCUACACAGCAAUAGCAGCUGGAGAAUCAGACAACAAUAUUGUUACAUACAGAGUAUCUGUUAUAGAUGCUGUGGAGGCUCCUGUGCUGACUAUGAACUCAAACGGGUCCAGCAGUGACUCCUGUACUGGGAACUUCACAUGCAGAGCUCAUGAGCUCAUGAUUGACUCUAGCUAUCAGAACAACAGCUGCUCUAAAAAGGAAGUGACAUCACAGAUCAACACUCUCAUCCUGAACUGCAAUCAGAAAUCCAUCAUCUGUAACCAUAGCAACCCUGUCAGCUGGAAAGAAGACAGAAUAAUCAUCACACAGCUCUGUGACGAUAAUAAAAAGAACAACUCAAAGAAUGUCCAGACAGAUUCAUCUCUCCUGGUGCCAGUAGUUGCUUCGGUGGCAGUGAUCAUUUUGAUAAUAAUAUGUCUUUCAGUCUUUCUGUACUGCAGGUGUAAAAAAGGUGCCCUGGACGAGGUAGUAGAAGGUAAUACAGUCUAUGCUGAAGUUCAGGCUCAAGAAAUGCAGAAUCUCAACAGUGACAGCCAUACAUAUGAUAUUCCAGACCGGGUUCAAGCCCAGACACAAAAGGAAACUGGAGAUAAUCUACCCAACACAACCUACUGCAGAGUAGGACAACACCAAAAAAUCGCCUCUGAAACAGACCAUACAAUUUAUUCCGAGGUGUACAAACAAAAAACCACCCGCUGAUGACGCUUAAAAUAAAACUGUGGCUAAUUGUCACAUGGGGAAGCUGUCACAAGGCUUGAUCUCAAAAUGGCAUCCCACUCUUACUAUCUCAGCCUUAUCUUUAUAUGGUAGAAAUAAUGAGAACAGUAUACUAGUAUGCUAUUCUGAAAUUAAGCCAAAGCUGUCCAAUUAAGGUAUGCUUUCUCUAGCAGCGGUUGAGUAUAUUGGAUUCAAGCAUCCAGAUCCAAAUGGUCUUACUUUUUUCUUUUCUUUUUUUUAAUGAAUGUGAAUUAUACCCUAAAUUUGAUUUUCCACACAUAACCUUAUAAUUUUCAAAAAUAAUCCAACAGUGAAUUAACUGGAGUUUACUGUGACAACUAACCCCACAUGGGAAUUCAGUAUAGUUUAAAUAGUUGGUGGAUAUAUUUACCUCACUUCCCAUGAUCUCAUGUUAUAUUUAACAUUUCAAUUCAAGUGGUAUGAAGCCAGACCAUCUAAUGAAGCACAAAGGCAAAAAUUAUUAUACCUACAGUUUAAAAGCCAAAUCACAAGUCUUUUUCGUGCAUUUUGACCACUAGGUGGUUGUAUCUAAUUUAUUUAUUACUUUAUAUCUUACUUAAAUUGUACUUUUGUUGAUUCUUGGAUUAGUCUUGGAGAUAUAAUUUCCUGAGAUAACCCUUUAAACAAACUCUUGCCCUCAACAAUAUGCUCAGCAUUCUGUGGUGAAGAUUAUUGAGAUGGGACCCAAAUUGUACUAUUUUCCUGAUGAACAUGACUGUAGAUCCAUCAAAAUGCAAGUGUGCAACUCUAAAUGAACCAGGUUUUUCAUGACUGACCAAGAAUAAAUACAAAAGUAGAAUUUACAUAUGAUAACAAAUAAUGAACAAAUUAGCCUACACAGGUGUAAUAUGAGAUAAAACAAACAACAGUAGUCCAUGUACAGUAUAAAAGCACACACAAACAAAACAUGCCAAAAACAAAAAGUAGAAGCUAUUAUGUCAGGAGUAGGUUCAUUGCUGAUUUCAGAUAUAUACCCAGGUCUAAACGUCAUAUAAAAGUGUGUUCAGGUGACCUUACCUUCUGAAGCGAUGUCGUUCUUUUGAGUGGGAGCUUUUCUAUUAUUGGAAUUAACUAUUCGGAAGGAUUUUUUCCCCCCAUAAAUGGCAGCAAUAGUCGAUGAGAGUGAAAUGAUAGUAUUGGGACUGAAGCGAAAGUUUGGUUGAUAAGUCACUUUAAUAGCCGAAUAGAAGAAAUGUUACAAAUAAUUGCACUUGAAAUGUUGGCUAUUUAUGACUUGAUUGUUUGACACUGAUCAACAUAAAAUAUGGUUGUUUUUAAUAUAAUUUUAUUAUGAACAUUUUAUAUUUUAAUUAAGCCACACACAAUUUUUAAAUAAACAGCAGUAGUCUAUCCGCUUAAAUAUGGCUUCAAUGCAUGUUUUUAUGUAAUUCGCCUUAUUUUGCAGUAAGUAGGCCUAAACUAUUUUCAGCUAUUGUUCGAGAAUAGGAAAGUGAAGUAAACGGUAAAACUA
Molecule: messenger RNA, 2566 nt
Organism: Sinocyclocheilus rhinocerous
Lineage: Eukaryota; Metazoa; Chordata; Actinopteri; Cypriniformes; Cyprinidae
Product: CD48 antigen-like
Exons: 7
Coding region: 58-1056 (332 amino acids)
Cellular component (GO): membrane
Source: RefSeq, a predicted model, not a curated record